Molecule: messenger RNA, 3597 nt
Organism: Chara braunii
Lineage: Eukaryota; Viridiplantae; Streptophyta; Charophyceae; Charales; Characeae
Source: the annotation of a GenBank genome assembly
UCGUGGGACGGUAGGUGGUCCCGUCGAGAACCAUGGUGUCCGCUCCGCGUCCCGGCUCCAGGCCGAUGUCCAUGGGGAACUUGACAGUCCAAGAACUGAUGGAACUAGCCGAAGGGGUUAGCAUUUUGAAAGAGAGGACAUCCCUGCAAAGUCGAGGAGGAGGAGGAGGAGGAGGAGGUGCGGCUGGCGUCUCCAACUCUUCGCCUGAAGCUGGUCUACCAGUUCCUCUGCCUGGUUCAGGUAGGGGUCCUACUGGUGCACCUGGACCAGAUUCACGUCCUGGUAGUGGCUCUUCUGAGGCUCUGCUGCAGAGACCUGCGGGAGCCUCUGGGAGUGUAGCAGGUCACCUACCUCCCCCCCCMCCCCCGCCGCACGAUGACGGAAGACGCCGUCCAUCGAUAGGUCCACGGAUCGAAUCCAUCCGUGCAGAGAUUGGAGAAGAAGGGCCACAGCAACAAGACAAGCCAUCGCUGAGGACAGCGGAGGAGGAGCAUCAUUUUCCAGCGGGGGCUGGGAACGAGGCUAAAGGGUCGGGAUCGUUACGUCCUGACGCUAUGGCGGCGGCGGAGGCGAUGCGAGCUGAGCGGGAUCCGUCGCCGUUGCUGGCUGGGAGCCAGACGUCGGGACCUGCGAGCCCCGCCGACCCCCCCGGCAUACAGAGUGCUGCAGCAGCUUCGGUCUCAGCCAGCGGCAGGGGGGAUGCACCUGGACAUCAUGUGGCACUCCCUCGAGAAAGAGACAGCACGGCCACCACCAUUGCCCCGGGGGCGGCGGCGGCCGCCGUCGAGCAUCGUCGGCGUGCAACGGCAGGGCAAGGCGAUACCUACCGACCAAUCAAGCCGAGGAAGAAGGUGCCGGGACUGGACCUGGGCGGACAUCAUCGAGUGAGUAAACGACAAAAGGGCCAGAGUGUUCACGGAAAUUUCCGUCCAGCUGAUCCUGAAGUCAGCUCCCUCCUCUACGACCCCAUGGGCCCCGUUGCAAGCAGCCUGCUGAGAGGAAUGGAUGGGGAGGAGGACGGACCGGUGGCUAUGGACAAGGUAGAGCUUUCCCCGACCAGCGUUAUGUCUGGUCCCUUGGCUGGACCUGGUGGGCGUCACUGGCCAGGUUGGGACCCAACGGAUGGAGAGGGAAAGGGAGGAGGAAGAGGAGGAGGUGGAGGAGGAGGAGGAGGAGGAAAGAGGCUGCAGGACAUUGUAGGCGUUGUCACAUCAUGGACCAUUGCCAAGGUGACGGUUGGCUGCCAGACUGACAAGAGCGAGCUGCCUGCAAUCAGGGAGCUCAGGAGGAUAGUCCUAGAAGUCAAGCGCGAACUGACGGAGGCUUACAAGCAGAUGAAACUGUUGAACAUCGACUUUCAGGUUAAUCAUCAGACAAGGUUGCAGGAGGAAGUAGAUAAGGCAGAGCAGAGAGUGAAGCGUCGGGUGGCGUUGAUCGAAGGGGAUUACCAGAAGAAGAUAGAGUUUGUUAGGGGGGCCAUGAGGACAAGAGUGGCAGAUAUGCAGGCAGCGGACAGCAAGACAAUGGAGGAGGUGGUUCGGGCUGCAGUGGCUGCGGUGGAGGGCAAUUACGAGGAUGGGAAGGCUAGGGGGUGGAUGGAGAGGAAGGAGCUGGAAACUAAGGUAGCUCAGUUGCGAGUGCUGCUAGAGAAAGAGAAGAAGAAGGCCAUGGCGUUGGGAGAAGAGGUGGGGGAGCUGCAGAAACAGCUCAGCAAUCCUGACAAAAUUCCUGCAGUUCGCAGUCUGAAGGAGGACGUAUCUCAGAGGGACAAGCUCAUAGCCCAGCUACGAGAAGACUUGGCCAGACUGAGAGACGCAUUUGUCAAGUCUCAGGCGGAAUCCAGCUUGCAGGCCGCCGCGGUGGUAAGGCUGUUGACGGAGCUGAAGAACUUGCACAAGAUUGCCCGAAGCCCUGCGGCCACCUCGCCUCUCCCCCUCUCCUCCUCCUCCUCCUCCUCUGUGGCUUUCUCUGCACCUGGACAACCCUUCCGCUCAUCAGAGGACGAAGACAGCAUUGAUACCCUUCUGGGGGAUAUAAGUGUUAGUCUAUCUAUCCCAGGUUUUGAUCGACAUCACGAUGGUGGAGGUGGAGGGGGAGGGGGAGGGGGAGGGGGAGGGGGAGGAGGAGUGACCUCCAGAAGCCUUCCGGGGAUCAUGUCUCUCUCCAGUCAUGCUGGGACUGGAUUAGGAGAAGUGGAUGGUAUUAGGAAGAGGAAAAGUGGUGGUAAGCUUUCCAGGAAGCCAACUCGGACGUCGGGAUACGAGACAGCAAGCGAGGAUGGCAAGUCGGUGAAAAGGGUGGGUAGAAGUCCGAGUCCGGCUCGAAGUCGAGGUGUCGAAACGAGGGCAACUUGGCAGCAGGAGGAGCAGCAUCAGGGGCCAGAAGCAGCAGCAACAAUGAAAGCCAUGUCCGGCGAACCUCCCACAGCUCCACUUACCCAACCUCCAGCUGCAGUUGCCGAACCUCCUUCAGCUUUAGAACAUUCGGAACUGCCAGGCCCCGGACCAAGUAUGAGGCCCUCCUCUGCACCCUGGACCCGACGACGCAGCUCGUCUUCGUCCAGGAGUAAAGGGAGAAGGGCAAGGUCCAGCCUCUCCAGGCAGAGCAAGGAGGAGGACAGGGUGGUUUCCUCGUCUCGGGACAAGCUGGUUUCCGAGUCAUCUGGCGGAGAGGACCUGGUCGGGAUGCCACAUGGCGCCUACUCUCUCCUAAGGGAAGUCCCCAAGGUUACCAAGGAAACUCAAACACCGGACUCGUCAACAAGGGACCAGGCCGUGCAAACGAUCAAGCAGGUUCUGAAGCUAAGUCGAACUUGGUCCAAAGAGCCUGGAGGAGCGCAUCACAGUAGUCCCCAGACCUCUCCAGAACCCCAUCGUCUAUCCCCGCCUUCCGAGCUCGAUCGCCCUGCUGAUGAGUUCGUCAUCAACAACCCCCCCCCUCCUCCUCAUCCUUAUUCUUAUCCUGAACCAACUGCUCCGAACCUGGGAUGGAGCAGCUACCGCACGCAAGGGUCACGUGCCCGAAGUCCCGACUCCCUUUCACCGGGCGCAGCUGGCUACAACAUGACUGGCGGGAUAGCCAUGGAUAGGCUGCUCCAUCGGGGGUCGGGAUCGCGACCCGCUAGGUUAGUUUACCAGGGGAUGGAGUCGGGGGAUGCAGGUACUUUGCCCGACUUCGUCCCUGUCAAGCUACGCUAUUGUAUGCUAGGCUGUCCUGUUGUCUGCUCUGCUGUGCUCUGCUGUGCUCUGCUAUGCUCUGCUAUGCAAUGCAAUGCAAUGCUAUGGUUCACUGUGCUAUGCUAUGUAAUGCUAUGCUAUCAUAGGUAUGCUAUGCUAUGGUAUGCUCAAGUGCGAUGCUAUCACAUUCCAUGCUACGGUAUGCUAUGCUAUGCGAUGCUCUUCUCUGCUGUGGUAUGCUGUGCUAUCACUUCUAUGCGCUCUGGUGCCAUGAUAUGCUCAGGGGACAACAUCGAUGACGCAUCAAAGAGACGAUUAUCAUUUUUGUAGCAAUCAUGAUGAAGGCAUCCUUCUGAUUGAUGCUUCUUGUGGAUCCUAGGAUGGGCCUUGCCGCCCUCACUAACAAAUGUGACCGUUCAUG